AUGACAAUUGAGUUUGAAGCUUUGGUAUCUUCACUUUGGUACUUUAACUUUUCUUCUACCUGCUUUCAGAUUGAGAUCGACCGAAUAAUGGCACACACGUACUCCUCGUUGUCGAAGAGCGUGCAAGAAAAUCAAAUUUGCCCACGGCACAAACGAUGCGCCAGUUGGGAGGAAACAACUAAAUUACAGGAAUUGCAAGCGAUACGCUCGAUGUUCGAUUCGCCGCGGUCCGAAUUCGAAGCGUCCACGUUGCACGCAGAACCGAAAAUAGAAAAAUCGUUGUCUACGUUGGACAACUUGCUCGAAUCCCCGCCACGAGGAAAUCUUCAUAAGACACCUGAGUCUUUUAAGGGAAGACCCCAGGUAGUGUCGGAUUUUUAUCGAUUAAAACCUUCACGAUGGCCGUGUCCUCCGCACGUUGGAAGAGCUUCGGGACCUUUUUAUACACACAGAGCUCUCCCAUGCUGUUGUCCUAAAGGACAAUUGUCUUUCUUUAUAGGCCUGGCACUAAAAAGGGUUGAUCAAUGGAAAAGGGAUGUUAAAAGGAACACGUGUUUUUCUCACGUUGCUCAGAAAUACGAGUUGUAUCGGUUGGAGAGCGGCCCGUCGGAGAAGGUGACAAUGAACGAAGAAGAGGCGAUUUACGCGCUGAGAACGAUGUUCUACAUCAGGCGAAUGGAAAACAAGGCGGCGGAAUUAUAUAGAUUGCGCUUGAUCAACGGUUUCCUUCAUUUGUAUGCUGGUCAGGUCGGAAUUUACGAUCAUACGGAAGCAAUAGCCGUUGGUAUGAAGAUGUCGAUAUCGGAAAAGGACAGUAUAAUCACGGCUUACCGAUGUCAUGCUUUUGCUGUGGUAUUCGGUGUACCGGCACGACGGGUUUUCGCGGAGCUGAUGGGUCGCAAAACUGGAGUCUCGAAGGGGAAAGGCGGCUCCAUGCACAUGUACGCGAAUCAAUUUUACGGAGGCGACGGGAUCGUUGGCGGUCAGGUACCGAUCGGCGCUGGACUGGGGUUCGCUCAGAAGUACAAAGGCACGGGCGGAGUAGCUUGGACGUUUUACGGGGAUGGCGCUGCGUCUCAAGGCCAGGUCCACGAGGCGUACAACAUGUCGAAAUUGUGGAACCUGCCGGUGGUGUACAUUUGCGAGAAUAACAAAUACGCGAUGGGGACGUCGGUGGAUAGGCACUCGGCCAACACCAAUCUUUACACUCGGGGAGAUCUGAUUCCAGGAGUGAGGGUGAGGGAGAGUGAGAAACAGAGAAGAAGAUUGGUAGAUGGCAUGAGAGUGAUGGACGUUCGCGAAGCCAUGAAAUUCGCGAGGGACUACGCUCUACGAAACGGGCCGAUUCUCCUCGAGAUGAUCACCUAUCGAUACUUCGGGCACAGCAUGAGCGAUCCUGGCGUCUCGUAUCGCACGCGAGAGGAAGUGAAAACGAUACAAACCAAGCGAGAUCCUAUAGAGUUGCUGAUCAAGCUGCUCGUGGAGAACGGCGUGAAGACCGAAGCGGAAAUUCUUGAGAUGAGGCAGAGUACGUACAAAGUAGUGGACGAGGAAAUGAAACAAGCGAAAGCCGAUUCGUAUCCGGAGAUGUCGGAGAUCGCAACGGACGUUUACAUGAAACCGUUGGAUAAAGUACGCGGCAAAGCACCUUGGGAAAUUUAUUGA
This is a messenger RNA of Heterotrigona itama, 1665 nucleotides long. The record is from the annotation of a GenBank genome assembly. NCBI's taxonomy places the organism in Eukaryota, Metazoa, Arthropoda, Insecta, Hymenoptera, Apidae.